AUGGUGUUGGCUUUGGCUUUGCAUGCAGUUGGGCUUUUAGGCACUGCACUUUUAAAAGGUGUUGGUGUUGCAGCAGGUAAGCAUGCGUAUGAUAAAAUUGUCACAAAUAAAAAGAGUCGCCAGUAUGAUAAAGAGAUACAGCAGCAAUCAUCUUUAAAUUCAAGGGAUUCUUCGAAUUAUAUAUAUCGCGAUGCAUAUUGUGAUGGAUGUGGUAAAUCAAUAAGUGAUGGCAAUCGUUACUAUUGCCAAGAAUGUCCAAAUUUCGACCUCUGUGAAAACUGCAAUCAUUUACCAUACAUUGUCACACGAAAAGGGGUUCACUACAAAAAUCACAGAAUGCUAAAAAUAAUUCAAUCAGACAACAUAGCAUUUACCAGUCCAAGAAAUGAUUCGGCUUCUAAUUAUUCAUUUGCGUAUUGUGAUGUAUGUGGUUAUUCAAUUGUUGACAGUCGCUAUAAAUGUCUCCAAUGUCCAGAUUUUGAUCUCUGUCAGCGUUGUUAUUACUUACCACCAUUCUACGCAUCGAUAAAAGGUCAUACCACUUAUCAUAAUAUGAUAGAAAUGAUUCAAUAA
Molecule: messenger RNA, 573 nt
Organism: Rotaria socialis
Lineage: Eukaryota; Metazoa; Rotifera; Eurotatoria; Philodinida; Philodinidae
Source: the annotation of a GenBank genome assembly